Lachancea sp. 'fantastica' is the source of this 8571-nucleotide messenger RNA. NCBI's taxonomy places the organism in Eukaryota, Fungi, Ascomycota, Saccharomycetes, Saccharomycetales, Saccharomycetaceae. The record is from the annotation of a GenBank genome assembly.
AUGCCGCAAUCUCGUGGCCAGGGCAAGAAAACUAGGGACAGCGACCUGAGGUCGCAAUUGGAAGAUAUGCAGAAACGAAUCGACCAUGAAACCGAAGAGGCCUUGUCUAAGAGAGACUCCAAGAAACACUCCCCUUUUUCAAAUAUUUUGAGCAAGCGAGAUAAGCGGACGUCAAUGCCCGUUUUUGCAGGCAGUUCGACCCAUAAUAACGUUGUCAAUAGUGAUUCCUCUAAAGACGUUAACUUCAUGGUCGGAUUGAGCGAAAACCUUUUAAUGGAGUGUCGUCGUCUACAGGCUGAGAACGAGAAGAAGUCGCUCAAAUUGAAGUCUUUACAACAGGAGUCCGAAGUUCUUAAUACAAAUUUCAACGCUUUGUCUACAAAAUUUCAGGGUGCCCAGCAGGAAGGAUUGUCUUUGAAAGACACAAACUGGGAGCUCGAAACUAAAUUGCAGGAUAUCACCGAACAGCUGAGAGAGCUGAGAGACUCGUCUGAACGAACAAAGAAGGAAUUGCAUUCAAAAAUGAGUAUGUACGACGAGAUCCAAACCAAAUAUGAAGAAGUACAUUAUGAGAAACAGGGCCUUGAGACACAGCUAAAAAAUACCCAACAACAGAGCGCUGCGGAUCUUGCAGAACUCAAAAGAAAUAUUGUGGAGCUCAAUGAGGAAAACGACGAUCUUCAGCGAAAAGUUGACGAGAUGUCCACCGAGAUUGGUCAGCUUACAACGAAGCACGAAGAAGCGAAAGAGCUUGAAAGCUCUCUUGCCCCAGACUUCAAAAGUUCGGAGCUUGAGACUUCAAAGUCGAGAACUUUGGACUCCCCUGAAGCAGCUGAUUUAAGAAAAGCGCAGGUGCAACUUAAUGAGCCUAUUGACAGCAAACUGGCCGAAGCCAACCGAGUCAUCGAUAAGUUAAAACAACAAAUAUUUCUUCUUCAAAAAGCGCAAGGUGAAAACCGCAAAGCGGAAGCAUCAAAUAGCAAGGUCUCUCAAGCCAAAGCAGUCAAAACAUUGCAUGAGAGCGCACCACAUGCAGGAGCUUCCACCUUUGACGACUCGAUCGAUUCUCUCGAGGCUAGCAGGUCCCUUGAUUAUUCCUCGGAUAUCGAUUCAGUGGGUGAUGUGACAGACACCAUGGAUGCUCCACGUAACCCCAUUUUGGAUGAUCUUUCUGGUGAUGAGGGUCUCAACCUGGAUUAUGGACACGUAAAGAAAUUCGCAGACUCCCAUGAUCUCGUACUGCUCUCAAAAACAGAAUAUACAUUGUUGCGACCCAUGCAGAAGGGCAUUGAAGAAAAAUCCGACGUUCUUGCGCAGGAAAAUAGCAAAAGUGUCGAGUCAAGUGACGAAUUUAUGAUUGCUCAUCUUCAGGAUAAAAAUUAUGUGGUUUAUAGCCCUGAAGCGCAUCAAGAAAUUGACAAUGUUCUUUCAAGUUGGAAUUCGCCACCAGGAGAAUAUCUGGAGGGAAAAGCAACGGAACAAGGGAAGCGUAUCAUUACUGAACAAGAAUAUGAGUCUUUUAAAUCCCCUACAUUGGCGGCUUUAACCGAACAACUUGCCAAAUUUAAUUUUACUGCUCUGUCGACCAAUGAGCUAGAUGUCUUGAAGGAAACUGCCAAGAAUUCAUCCCAAGAAUUUCUCGAUCUGCAUUUGAACAGUCACAACAAAGUUGCAAUUCCAAGUGAUCUAUACACCGAGCUGUUAAAGCCUACGAUAGAAACUCUGAGGUCACAAGCAAAGAACGCUGGUUUCGAACUUAUAGACAGCAGCAAAUGGGAGUCUACAGUCUCCAAUUUGGAGAAUCCGACAUUGGCAUACUUAUCCGAAGCUGCAGAAAAAAGAGGGAGUUCAUUAAUAAGUAAGGAGCUACACGAAACUCUCCGCAGUCCAGGUUUAGCAGACCUCAGUCGACGUGCAACUGAGCUCAAACAUAUUCUUCUAUCUGAAAAAGACUAUGAAAAACUGAAUAAUACGGAUCGAUCCUGGGUCCAAAAAAAAGCAGGCUCUAUCGGACUAGUUGUCCUCACCAAACAUGAGCACGAGAAUCUUCUCCGGCCAUCACAAGAGCAGCUCAAGGAGAAAGUGGAAGCUGAAGGACAUCAUGUCAUUUCGAGCGAAGAGUACUCUAUUUUGAUCAACCCAGAUGUCAAUCGUAUUGCCCAGAUGGCAGCCAAAUUCGAUCUCGAGUGCAUAAGUACUUUAGAGAUCACUCAACUUCGCCAAAUCCUCGCCACUCCUGACGAUGCCUUUAUAAAGGCCAAGGGAUUAGAGCGAAAUCUCAAAGUCUUUGAAGAGGAUGAAUACCAAAAACUGGUGGCCGAGCUGGAGCUUCCUAAGCUCGAAACUGUCGAAAAAAGUGUAAGAGACCAUUAUCUCAAACCUGUGCUGAAUUGGCUCAGUGAUGAGCUGGACUUUCUUGUUUUCAAAAAAGAGGACUACAAUGAAUUACUGAGGAAGGCUGAAGACCCCUCAAAUGAAGAAUUGCAGAAACUUACCCAUGAUCGAGGCCUAGUCAUGCUGGAAGUUAAAAGACAUGAAGAAAUGACGCGCUGCGUGGAGCAACCAGGACUUGACUUUUUGCAAAACCAUUGCGGGACGUAUGAUAAAGUCCUCAUAGACCAACAGAAAUGGUCAGACAUGAACGCAAAGAUCGAAAGUCCAACCAUGGAGUAUUUAAAAGAUCAUGCAAAAAACAAAGGACUUCACUUGUCGGAUUUCGAUAAUUUGACAGCAUUGAAAAAUCAAGUUGACGAACCCGAUCUUGCUUAUCUGAUCUCCAAAUGCAAAUCAUUGGGUUACGAAGUGGUAAAGAAAGAAGAAUUCCAGGAGCUUCUAAAAAACGCAGAGGAGCCAAGCAGGUCAUAUUUGGACUCAAAAUUGGGACGGCUAGGAUAUAUGUCCAUCGAAAGUGAUGAACUUAUGGGGCUUCAUAGACAAUUAGAGCAGCCCGAAAAAUCAUUUUUGGACGAAAAACUGAAAACCUAUGGGUACUUGCCAGUUGAGGAGCAAGAACUGUUAGCAAUGGAGAAACAAUUGAAGGAGACAUUGGCAAUGAAGCAUCAACUGGAAAAGCCGGCAUUAACUUACUUGGAGAAAAAAGCCAAAGAACAGGGUUUUUCGAUGAUCGAGGAAGAGACGCUAUCGAGUCUUCGUACACUUUCCGAAGACCCUGAACUCCCCCUGCUGGAAGAAAAGUUAAGAAAAUUCGACAUGGUUCCGGCGCAGAUCUUGGGUUUGAGUGAAGAUCUUGAAAGUCCUGCCGAACUUGUUGCUGUCAAACGUGAAGAAUACCAAAGUAUGAGUCAAUCUUUGAACAAUCCAACUCAGUCCUACCUUGAGCUUAAACUGAAGAACCUAGGCAUGAAGGCUAUCGGUGAUGAUGAGUAUUCAAAACUGGUGGAUUUGCGCGACAACCCUGACCAAAGCUUUCUUGAAGAAAAACUGGCAAUCUUCGGUUUGUGUAUCUUGCAGAAGGACAGAUUCUCUCAGCUGAGCAUAAAUGGCGAAAGGCCAGAUCUUGCGUCAUUAAGAGCAGAGGUUGAAAGGCACGGCUCCACUGUAAUCGAUCAAAGUGAGCUGAGAAAGCUGAAAGAAACCGCCACAUCGCCUAAGAUGUCGUUUCUUGAAGAAUGCUUGAAAGAGAAAGGCUUCAUUCCGGUCAGCGAGAGUAACUAUAGAGAAAUGCUACAAAACGAAGGCUCCCAAGAUAUGGCUCAGAUAGAACAAAAUCUUGGGGAGCGUAACAUGGUGGCUGUUGAUGCUCAGGAACUUUCAAACUUGAAAAAACAUGUCGAGGUUCCUGAGUUGACUUUCUUGAAAAUGAAACUAGAGGAAAAGGGUUUUGCUGCUAUCGAAGCAAACGAACUCGCGGCGUUAAAGUCUAACGCUUCAAGUCCACCAAUUGCCCUGAUGGAAGAGAAGCUGAAGGAGUCAGGUUAUCAUGUUAUGAAAAUUGAGGAGUAUGGACAACUUAAGGAUUUUGUUGAGAACCCCACCUUACCUACUUUGCGUCAAAAGGCAAGUAAUUUGGGUUUGCUACUUAUACCUGAGGCCGAGAAUCGCAAAAUGGUGGAAAUGCUGAAUGAUCCUCCCCUUGAUUUCAUUGAAUCAAAAAUCAAAGGACACGCUCUGGUUCCUAAUGACGUAUUGAAAUCACUUAAGGCCACAGCGGCUUCCCCGAGCUUGGAGUUCUUGACUACUGAGAGUAAUAAACUGGGAUACGCUUUAAUUAAGAAAACAGAGCACCAGGAGCUAAUAAGCAAGGUAGAAAGCCCAUCACUAUCAGAUGUUAAAAUUUAUGCAACGAAACUUGAAAGCGUCGUACUGACAGAGGAAGAGCACAAUACCUUGCAAGAUGCCGUAAAAAACCCUUCGAGAAGCUUCAUCAGCGAAAAGUCGUCAGCUUUAGGCCUGGUAGUUCUCUCCGAAAACGAUUACACUACCAUGAUGGCUUCAUCAAAACCGGAAUCGGCCAUACAAAAGGUCGAAGAGCUUGGAAUGAAAGCGAUACCAGAGGAGGAAUACAUAAGGCUCUGCAAUGAAAAUGUCAACAUUGCAACUGUCGAAAGGCUAAAAUCCCAACUAGCAACAUUUGGAAGCACAGUGAUUAGCGUGACAGAACUUGAAACUUUGAAACGGCCACUCCUCGAGAGGCUAGAUGACAAAGUUGUUCUCGAAUUCUGUGAAAAAAACAACUUGGCAAUAAUGUCGCAAGAGGAGUUCUCAGCUCUAAAGCUUGCUAUAGCGGAACCUCCCGAAAGUGUUCUUCAGGCUUGUGCUGAAAAGAGUGGCAAGGUACUAAUUUCCUCGCAUGAGUUAGCCGAUCUUCGCGAAGAAGCAUAUUCAGCUCCUCUUGAAGCACUUCAGCGCGGAUCAGAAAAACUGAAACUGGUUCUUGUCGAUAAGCCAGUUUACCAAAAAAUGGUGGAUAAACUCGAAAACCCUCCCCUAGACUGGAUGGAAGUCCAGGUGGAAAAAAUGGGCAAAGUCGUGUUGGACAAGACCCAAUAUGACAUGCUACUAGAAAUUGGCGAAAAACCGUCAAUGGAACAUUUGAAAGCGAAAGCUGCUCAGCAGGACCACUCUGUCCUCUCAUUGGAAGAAUACCAGAAUUUGCUGAGCAGUUUGGAGAAACCAAGCGAGACUUAUAUCAAAGAAAAGGCCACCGGAAUGGGGUUGGUGACUAUUGAUGGAGCUGAGCUCGAGGAAUUACGAAGAAGAGAGGCCUUUCCCGAAGUGAACGAAUUGGAGCUCAAAGUCGAAAAAAUCGGGAAGGUAAUCGCUUCCAGAGAGGAGGUCGAACUUUUGAAAAACCCUCCUGUAGAAUUCUUGAGAGACGCUGCACAAAAGCACGAUUUUGUCCUGAUAGCACAGAACGAAUAUACAGAGCUUUGCUCCGUGGAAGACCGAAUGUCGGUCGAAGACAUUGGUAGACUCGCUUCUAGACUUUCUUGUACUAUUGUGACUAAUGCCGAUUUGAAAAAAAUGCAAGACACUAUUGAGAAACCAACAUUGGAAUACAUUUGCAGCAAAGCUGCGCUUCGUGAAAAAGGGGUAGUAGAUACCGAAGAACUCCAUUUGCUCGAGGACAAUAACAAGAAGUUGGCCAACCCUACCCCAGAAUUUGUCGCCUACCUUGCGUCUGCUGUGGAUCGUGUACUCGUUGGUCAGGAGGAAUAUGAGGAAUUGAAAGCCACAAUGGCAAAACCUGGAGAAGACUAUCUCAAAUCGAAGGCGAGUGACAUGGGUUUUGCCUUGGUAGACAAAACUGUCUAUGAAAAGGGCCUAUCUACUCUUGACACCCCAAGCAUGGAUUAUUUGAAAGAGAAGGCGAACAUUUUUGAAUGUGAGGUAGUGCCAGCUUCGCUUUGGGAACAGUAUUCUACCACGGCCGAUAAGCCGACGCUUGAAUUCCUUGAGAACAAAGUAAAGCUCUAUCCUGAUCACAUCAUUAUCUCAAAGGAGCAUCUCGAAAAACUGGAACUUACAGGCAUCGAGUCAUCCAAAAUUCCAACCCGCAUUGGCGAAAUUGCUAGCACAGGGCUGGAGACACCAGUCAGAUCCGACAUUCAGGACACGCACCGGGAAGGCCCUGCGACUCUUGGAAUCACUGAAAUACACAAUGCGGCGAAUUCUUUGGGCCUAACCGUAGUGUCGGUGCAAGAGUUUGAGUCUAUGCUAGAAAAGCUGGAAACCAUUACACGUGUAAAAUCUCCUAGAGGACGAUCGCCAGCAGAAGUCCGGGAUACAUUUGGCAAUGUAACUCGAAGUGAUGAUGCAUCAAGCGUGCAUUUGAGCAGAACGGUGACGAACAGCAGCGAAUACUUCGACGCUCUACAAUCCGAGCCUAACGAUUCUUUGUUCAACGGUUCACUUGAUGUAAGCUCUGCGUACUAUACGGACGCAUUGAGUAAUCAGCAACUUUCUCGCGUUUCCACUCUCAACAAGGAAGGUAGUAUGGAUUGCGUUUCAAAACUCGAAGAACAAGCAAAAUCUCUAGGCUUCGUUCUGGUCAAAGCAAAUGCAGUGAGAGCUGAGGAAUCGUCAAAUGUACAGGACAGGACAUUCUGCGAAGAAAGUUUGGCUCCUGCUCUUGAGAUGAGAUCAAGCCCUUUGAAUGAAGACACGGUAUCUGAUGAAGCGAGCACAAUCUCCAGCUCAGCAAGUGAUUGGGAUGAAAAUGAUCUCAAAGAACGGGCAGCGAAACUUGGCCUAGUUGUCAUAACGGAGAAUGAAAAUGCCCUAUUCUUGAAGUUGAAGACUUUACAAACAGAAAAAGGCCAACAAGGACCUAUGUUCAUUCCAGAAACCUUUACUGAAGAGGAUGCUCUCAUCGAUCAUGAGAAUGACCUCUACGCAAAUGGCAGUUCAAGUAUGAUACACGAUACCACCACUGCUACAAGGAGUCAAGAGUCUCAAAUGCAGGUGGAAUUUAACAAUCAGGCUUCAACAAAUGAAGAAGCCGAUUUGGGUUGUGACUCCAGAAGUAUCAACCGAGAUACAGAUUCUGUGAAAGAACGAUCCCCUGACACAACUGUUGAUAACAGAAGUUCGAGAUUGGACGCAGGCAAAUUUUCUGGGCCUUUCGAAAAGGGCGACAUGAUGGAAACUGGAAGUCUGCCGCCACCUAGUGCUAACCACUCUUGGAAUAAGGCUGAACUGAUUGAGAAAGCACACGAGUUUGGUCUGGUGUCUCUUGAGGCAGAACAGUUUGCGUUAAUUAAGGAAGAACUGGCUGCGGCGCCCAAAACCUUGACAUUAGACGACCUCAUGAUUAAGGCAGCAGAGUUUGAUUUAGUGCCAAUACAGAAAAAGCAGUUUGAGCAAAUCAAAGAGGAGCUCUCCAAUCCUUCCAUGACCAAGGAACAGAUUAUGAAAAAUGCUACAGCAUAUGGCCUGGUUACCGUAGAAAAGGAAGAAUUUGAAAGGUUGGCGCACAGGAAGAGCAGGAGCGAAGACGACGAGUUCACAUCUUCUGGCGUUGACGAGACUGAACUCUCUGAAGAUAACGAAGAUAAGAUGCACCUCGAUGCGCUAGCCAAAAAACUCGGAUUGAUGUGUGUUCCUGAAAGUGCAUUCGUUGCCACAACCAGUGCUGGUGGUAUGGAUCCGCAAAAUGUUGUGGUGCUUCCCUCCACGUAUUACGAUUAUAUUCUCGCAAAAGAUCAAGAAGGUCUGAAAAUGGCCACGAAUGACGAGCUGCUAGUGGAGGCGAAAAAACGCGGCUUGUCCUCUAAUGGAAAGGUCAACUCUACGCAACCAUUCACAGAUGUGUCACCACAAAGGCACAAGGUCAGUAGACAGUCUACCAUCCAUUCCAAUCUGUCAUCAGAAUCAGGGAACAGAAGAACUUUAGCCGAGGCGGCUGCAAACGCAGCUUAUAAUGACUAUGACAUGGUGACCAUCCGUUCGCAUGGUCGUCGUACCUCUUUGUCAUCAGGUCGUCAGCCCAUUCUGAAUGCCGAAGUCGGAGUUCGCCAAACUUCAUUUGACGGUGGCAUAUCACUGGCAACAGUUGCCUCGCUAAGCGAACCAAGCAUCAUCCCUGCCUUAACGCAAACAGUCAUCGGGGAGUACCUUUACAAGUACUACAGACGUCUCGGACCUAUUGCCAACGUCAGCUCCCGUCAUGAAAGAUACUUUUGGGUGCAUCCCUACACUCUUACACUUUACUGGUCGACGCACAACCCUGUCUUGGGAAAUCCUGCUACAAAUAAAACCAGAGCGGCUGCCAUUCUUGGCGUUGAGAGCUUAGAUGACCCAAAUCCCUACCCUGUGGGCCUCUAUCACAAGAGCAUCGUCAUCAAGACCGAGACGCGGUCUGUUAAAAUCACAUGUGCAACGAGACAGCGGCAUAAUAUCUGGUUCAACUCGUUACGAUACUUGAUCCAGCGGAACAUGGAUGGCAUCGAGCUAGAUGACCCUGCUGCCGACUCUACUGAUACGAACAAGAUCUAUCAGCUUCCAGGCGAAACACCGCAGCUCACCAACCAAAGGCUAUCCUCGACCAGACGUGGAUUUUCUGCGGGAAGCGCAAAGCGGAGCACUUCUACGAGAACCCUUAGACCAUGA